This is a messenger RNA of Drosophila serrata, 1860 nucleotides long. RefSeq lists its product as uncharacterized. NCBI's taxonomy places the organism in Eukaryota, Metazoa, Arthropoda, Insecta, Diptera, Drosophilidae. The record is from RefSeq and is a predicted model, not a curated record.
AAAUAAUUUCUUUGCCUUAACAAAGCAGGCUAAGUGUCAUACUCUAAUAAAUAUAAAGAGGAGACGAAAUUAGUAAAUUUUUAAGUAUGAGCUAAACACUUGAUUGGCGCGUCAUAAAACCAAGAAGCCCCAGGGAGAUUUCAAUCUUGGCAAUCAUUAUGAACAACUCAGAUAUUAGUGAGGAAAGCACCGAUGCCUUGAAUUACAAGAGGAAUGAGAAGACCAGCGAAAAACUGAAAUCAAUGGAAUGCUUUGAGGAUGAUUACAAACCGAUCGUAACGAAGAGCUCACCAGAACUAAGCUUUCUCAAAUCGAAAGGAAGCCCUGAAUCUGAAGAGGAUAACCAACCGAAGUCGGAGACGGAUAACGAUUACACCAAUUUCCUGAAACAGAUGAAUGUUCGUUAUUCACAAUAUCGCUUAAAGUCGGGUGAAGAUAACGACAAGGAAGGACAAACGAUGAAUUAUACCAAUUACAAUUGUAGUGAAUGUUCCGGUUGCGAAGGACCCUCAUGUAGCUGGCAAGGCGCUUGCAGAAAUGGACAGGAUUGCACUUCUGGAGCUCAGAUGGAUUCCACACCUUAUAUGGAGCAAGAAAUGCCUGACAAUGGACACUAUUACAACUGUGGAAAAUCCCUAUCAAACUUACAAUCCGUAUCGGAUGAGACAAUUGUGAAUGGACCCAGGGUUUCGGCUUCGGAUGCCUCGGAAAGUCCUCCAAGUUCCUACAAUGUAUGCUGUCCCUUGAGACGACCUGGUCAGCAACCUGCUUGUUAUUCGUGCCAUCAUGGAUAUCCUUGCCAGGAGCAGUUUAUGCAAAUGAACAUGCCGCCGCCCAUGGAAAUAGAUCCGAACACGGGGUUCCCCUAUUUUCCUUGCUCGGCGCCCGUAAACUAUCCCGGCAUGGGAAUGGGUCCCAUGCCAGGUAUGCAAAUGGAUCAAAGAGGACGCGGUGGUCAACAAAAUGAGGAAAUGAGUAGUUCAUCGAGCUCUGGGUCACCAGCAGUCCAGUCCAGUUCUCAAGAUGGAGGAGCAAAUAAUCAGAGCAACUUCAAUAUGGAGGAAUUCAUUCAAAAGUAUCAGAAAAGUGUUCAACAAUGUUAUGCCACUGCCCAACAAGGAUUGCGUCAAAGCUUUGCACAGGCAAAUGGUACACCAUAUUUUAACCAGCAAGGAAAUCAACAAUACUUUGCGAAUUCCAAUUCAGGUGCUCAACAAAUGUUUGCCUCCCAGAGUCAAGCAGCUCCACAAUUUUAUGAUCCCAAUCAAGAAGCUUAUCAAGGAUUGCAAACUUUUAAUUCAUCUCUUGAUCCUCAACAAUUUUUUAAUAGCCCUGGUAGCCUAGGGUCUCAACAAUUCUUAACCUCUCCAAUGGCUAUGCCUUCUCCGAAUAUCUUUGGCAACAACACUGGUUUCAUCAGCGACACUUUGCACACACAGACCGUAUAUUCCUCCGAUUACAAAUCGUUCGCCAAUGAUGGAAAUCAUUUUAAUCACUUCCCCAAUGGCAUAGACAUUGGCUUGGGCCCCGAUUCCUGUCCCAGCUAUGGACCAGCUGCAUCUCCUGGCCUGGCAGAGAUGGGCGCCGGUGGUCAAGCCUAUGGCAUGGGCGGUGCCGGUGGAAUGAACAUGAGUUCCUAUCCCCUUAAUCACAUGAGUUAUUCAAGUCCUUACACCUUCGACAUGUCUUCCCCCACUUCAGGCCAUCAUCCUGGCCUAGGCAUGGCUAAUGGCGGAAAUCUAAUGUAAGCUGAGUGGGAAAGCAUCGAAUCCUGACUCUGGAAAUGGCUUUGAAUAAAUCUUAACUUGUUUAUAGUUAGAAACUUAAAUAAAAUUUAACUAGUUUACUAACAAUUUUCUA